Chenopodium quinoa (quinoa) is the source of this 912-nucleotide messenger RNA. RefSeq lists its product as uncharacterized. Bases 1 to 912 code for a protein of 303 amino acids. The transcript has a single exon. NCBI's taxonomy places the organism in Eukaryota, Viridiplantae, Streptophyta, Magnoliopsida, Caryophyllales, Amaranthaceae. The record is from RefSeq and is a predicted model, not a curated record.
AUGCACCCAAUUAGCGGCGGCGCGUCUUUCUCACUCUCCUCUCAAACCCCCAGUUUCACUUCUUACUCCUCUGAAAACAUCGCUGAUAUUGCUGCUCGUGUUGUUAAGGAGCUCAAUUUGUCUCAAAACGACCCGUUUGAUGAUGAUUAUUACUCCUCUGUCACCUUCAACGACGCGUUUCAUGAUACCCCUCUAAACGACACCGUUCAACCCCAAAACGACAACAUCAACAAUGACGAUGAAGACGAUGACGAUGAUGAUGAAGAAGAGAGUGAAUUCGAGUUUGCGAUUUUGACAGGGGAAGAGAAUUCAUCCCCAAUUUCAGCCGAUGAGAUCUUCGACAACGGCCAAAUAAAACCGAUGUUUCCAGUAUUCAACACCGAUUUAGUUUACGGCGAUAAUUGUGGUUUUUCGACGGCAAGUUCUCCUCCGACCACUAUCCGCGUACCGUUGCGGAAGCUGUUGGAGGAGAGGGAAACGAGCGGGAAUGGGGCCGCAUCGUGUUCGUCAUCGGAAGCUGAUGAUCUAGAAGGGGUCCCACCAGGUACGUACUGCGUGUGGACCCCAAAGAAGAAGGAAGAGGUUCUGAUGAUGAAGAAGAAGAGUAAAUCAACAGGUUCUUCCAAACGUUGGAGGUUUAGAGAUUUGUUACAUAGGAGUAAUAGUGAUGGGAAGGAUACUUUCGUCUUUUUGACACCCUCGAAUAAUCAUAAAAGUAUCGGUGUCGGUGUCGGUGGUGGUAGUAGUGGUGGCGGAGAUGGGAGGAGGAGGGAGAAAACGGUGACGGUUGGAGGGAGGAAGAAAAGUGGUGUGGAAGCGGGAAAGAUGAAAUCGUAUUUACCGUACCGUCAAGAUCUUGUUGGGUUUUUCGUUAAUGUGAAUGGGAUUAGUCGGACGGUUCGACCUUUUUAG